CAACGUUCAACGUUCAACCACGAGCCAUCUAUCGACUUUGAAUAUAAUCAACCGUCCAUUCUAUCUCGAGCAUCCUUUGAUACCUCUGUUGCUUGAUUAUUUCACCAUCACCACUAAAACCCUUUUGAUUUCAAACGAAGUUACAGCUCAGACAUCGACUCCUCAAUUAGCACCUGCUUCCCCGACUUGACCUAUUCUAACUCCCAUUUUGUGUCGCAUUCUAACAUCAACCUCUGUCGAUAAGCGCCUAAGAUCGAUUUCCUGGCGAGCUUCUAGCAAUGGACGAAGGAACUUGGGAGAAGCUGUCCCAGGUCGCUGUCCUGGGUGCUGAAUAUGACUCCCCUGAACGCCACCCCCACCCGAAAUGUCUGAAAGAGACCCGAGCGAAGCUUCUCGAAUCGAUCUACGGAUUGUUGGACAAGCGAGAGAAGCGUCAGCUCAUUUGGUUGCAUGGCACCGCGGGCGUCGGAAAGUCUGCCGUGGCGUUCGCUGUGGCCGAGAGGAUGAAAGGUUUGAAGAUGACAGAGGAGACGAAAAUUGAAACAAGGCUCGCGGGAACAUUCUUUUUCUCGCGCAAGCACACGGAACGCACCACGACCGGUCAUUUCUUUGCGACCCUUGCUUACCAGCUUGCGAACAAUUUCCCGAGCGUCAAGAACGACGUGAACAAAGCUAUCUAUGAGAAUCCUGCGGUUCUAGACUCCAGCAAGUCUCUUCGCGACCAGAUGAUGGCGUUAUUUCGUCGACCUCUCUGGCACCAGCAAUACAGGCUGCGCAAGUGUCCGCCUCCGGUGUUUGUUGUUGACGCCCUUGAUGAAUGCCAACCUGAAACGGUCGCCGAUCUGAUCUCCCUCCUCGGGGAAGCUCUUCGCGAUCCUGAACUUCCCGUGUUCCACAUUCUGCUCACCAGUCGUUUUGAAGAGCACAUACGUAAAGCCAUUCAAAAAGAUGAGAUGCGCACGCUGGUGCAUGAGAUAUCGGUGAACACUUCUGGGGAGGGCGUUGGUGGCAUCAUUUCAUUAGACGGCGAAGAUGUGGACAAUGACAUCUGGACAUUCUUCCAGCAUUCCUUCACGGAAUUGCGAAAUCGCCAUUCUGAUUUCCCUCAGCCCACUGCGGAUAUCAUUAUGCGGCUGGCGAACCGAGCUGGCAGACGUUUCAUCGUGGCAUCUACAAUGAUGAAGUUUGUUGAUGACGGAUACAAUGACCCCCGGGAUCGCCUUGAGCUCAUGCUCGAUCUAACUACCAAACUGCUACCUGGGACAGAAGUGUACGAGCUGUACAACCGCAUCCUCUCCACCUGUUCGAACCCCAAUCGGGCAUACCAGCACUUGUCCAUUGUUGCUGCCCUCGCAGACCCUUUGCCGAUCUCACAGAUCUCGAAGCUCCUUGGUCACGGUCAAGGCAACGAUGUCGAGACCACGCUGAAACAGCUACGUUCUUUCAUGGAUAUCCCUACUGACAGCAGCCGUCCCGUGAAUAUCUACCACUCGUCCAUUCGAGACUAUGCAUCAGACUCCUCGAACUGCAGCCUCCCUGGAUUACAACCCAUCCUACCACAUUCCCUGCUUGCCUCUUCGUCUUUCCGCUUGAUGAUUCAUGACAUUCCAUCACGCACUACUCUCAUGGAUGCACUCCUAGAAUUGAAGUCGCAGAAUCAGGCUAUGGAACCCCAUGACCCCCGGAACUUGCAACAGUCGUUAGCCUUCAUCGUUGAGCCACCGGAGCCGCUGCAGGUUCUGAUGGGACUGUUAUGGCUUCGGGGAGCUCGCGGGUCGGGUUUGCGGUCCUGGCUAGGGACCUUGGAUGGAC
Messenger RNA from Suillus fuscotomentosus, 1812 nucleotides. RefSeq lists its product as uncharacterized. The record is from RefSeq and is a predicted model, not a curated record. The annotation marks the transcript as partial. The transcript has 3 exons. NCBI's taxonomy places the organism in Eukaryota, Fungi, Basidiomycota, Agaricomycetes, Boletales, Suillaceae.